AUGGUGCUAACUGGAGAUGACAUUGACGAGAGGAUGUCCCUUGAACAUAAGCUGGCAACUGAGUUCGAAAUGAAGGAUUUAGGUCCUCUGCAAUAUUUUCUUGGGAUAGAAAUUGCAAUAUCUCAAGAUGGCAUAUUUUUAACUCAGAGAAAAUAUACUCUAAAUUUGCUAUCAGAGAUUGGAAUGUUGGCCUGCAAACCAGCUGAGAUUCCCAUUGAAAUGAAUCAUACACUUGAAAUUUAUCCCAAUCAAGUGGAGGCAGACAUUAGAAGGUAUCAAAGGCUAGUAGGGAGGCUUAUCUACCUUUCACACACUCGGCCAGACAUUGCUUAUGCAGUAGGGAUAGUAAGCAGGUUUAUGCAUUCUCCCAGUGAAGACCAUAUGAAGGCAGUGUAUCGAAUUUUGAGGUAA
Gastrolobium bilobum is the source of this 411-nucleotide messenger RNA. RefSeq lists its product as uncharacterized. The record is from RefSeq and is a predicted model, not a curated record. The transcript has a single exon. Bases 1 to 411 code for a protein of 136 amino acids. Lineage: Eukaryota; Viridiplantae; Streptophyta; Magnoliopsida; Fabales; Fabaceae.